UGCCGACAUUCACCCAAUGUCUGCAGCCCAGGGCUCGCGCUAGCUUUGUGUCACGACGCACGACACGCAGUCAGUGAAUUACCCACUCUCCAUUCUGCUCUGCCUCGCUAUAUUCGCGGCUGUACGUCUGGAACGAACCCUCGAUUUCUCUUGUAACAAAGAAGAAACAUGGCGGUGGAAACCCCUACUCCGCGCAAAUGCUUAGGCCAGGAUUGUGAGAACGACGCGACUACACUGCAGUGUCCAAACUGCCAGAAACUCGGAAAGGAGAGCUUCUUCUGCUCACAGGACUGCUUCAAGCGCAACUGGAGCGAGCACAAGAAGCUGCACAAAUCCAAAAGUAAUCUCCUCGACCACCUCUUCCCUCCCAAGGUUGUUUCUUACCCCGACCCAGCAACAGGCCACUUCAACCCCUUCCCCACCUUUCCUUUCACAGGAACCCUCCGACCCGUAUACCCCUUGUCGCCCAGGCGCGAGGUCCCCGCAUCGAUACGACUCCCAGACUAUGCGAAGGACGGCAUACCGCAUUCGGAGCAGGUGUUUGUUGGGAGGAACAAGAUUGCGAUCCUGAACGAGAAGGAGAUCGAGGGCAUGCGCAAGGUGUGCAGGCUGGCAAGGGAAGUGCUCGACAUAGCGGCGAGAGCGGCCAAGCCCGGUGUGACUACAGACUAUAUCGACGAGGUUGUCCAUAAGGCGUGUAUAGAGAGAGACUCUUAUCCCUCUCCCCUGAACUACUGUCACUUCCCCAAGUCGGUAUGCACGUCGCCCAAUGAGGUGAUUUGCCACGGCAUCCCCGACCAGCGAGUACUUGAGGAUGGAGAUAUCCUGAAUAUCGACGUGACGUUGUACCAUGGCGGCUUCCACGGCGAUCUCAACGAGACGUACUACAUUGGUGACAAGGCGCUGGCGGACCCGGAUUCGGUCCGUGUGACGGAGACGGCAAGAGAAUGUCUUGACAAGGCCAUCGAAAUGGUCAAGCCCGGCGUGCUCUUCCGGGAGUUUGGCAACACGAUCGAGAAGCACGCAAAGUCGAGGGACUGUAGCGUGAUCAAGACGUACUGUGGCCACGGCAUCAACCAGCUCUUCCACUGCGCGCCCAACAUUCCGCACUACGCGAAGAACAAGGCUGUCGGCCAGGCCAAGCCAGGGAUGUGCUUCACGAUAGAGCCCAUGAUCAGCCUGGGUACGUACCGUGAUAAGACAUGGCCGGAUAACUGGACCAGCGUGACACAGGAUGGCACCAGAACGGCACAAUUUGAGCACACGCUUCUCGUCACCGAGGAUGGUGUCGAGGUCUUGACGGCAAGGCUGCCAGACUCGCCGGGUGGGCCUGUUCCCAUGCCAGCAGCCUCGACUGGCGCCGCAACAGAGGCUCCUGCUUCGUAGUGCAGCCAUGUAAAACUUCUGGGCUGGAGGGACAUUGGUUGGUUGACUUGCAGGCGUUGCCGGUUCAUGAUAUCCCAUAGUUGCGAAACGGAGGGUCGUCCUUGGUUAUGUCAUGCUUGGGAGAUGCAUUCUGAACACCUAUACAAGGAUAGAGUACGAUUCAUCACUUCCCCAUGGCCUAUAUGCCUGUGUCUGGC
Westerdykella ornata is the source of this 1583-nucleotide messenger RNA. Its product is annotated as methionine aminopeptidase. The transcript is spliced from 4 exons. NCBI's taxonomy places the organism in Eukaryota, Fungi, Ascomycota, Dothideomycetes, Pleosporales, Sporormiaceae. Gene Ontology annotation, biological process: proteolysis. Gene Ontology annotation, molecular function: metalloaminopeptidase activity. The coding region runs from base 169 to 1386 and encodes 405 amino acids. The record is from RefSeq and is a predicted model, not a curated record.